UUUUCGCUACAUAUCGACAUCGAAAUAGACCCAAUGAUCUAAAGGCUCUAAAAACGCAUGUAAAUUUAUAUAUUAUACGAUAAAGAUCUUCGCUUUUAUACCCCAAAAAUGACAUUAUUUCUGAAAACUUUUAAUGGACUUCAAUUAUUUCAAAAAUUUUUAGCACCAAGUUGCAGUAUCAAUGUGAUUGCUUCCACAAAGCGAGAAAGACAUAAACUUACUGUACAUAGAUAUAAUGUACCUAGAUAUCGUCAUCCAGAGUGGCUCCCAAAAGUCGAACAUAGUAACUACAAUGAAAAUCUAACGAAAGAUAAUCAAGAGUUUCUUAAAGAAGUAACUCAAGACAAAUAUGGUUCAACUAAUAUUGAAUAUGGAAUGAAUAAUUCUCCAUUGAAAAUAGAUCCGAUUGAACCAAUUACAAAAUGGAGACCAGGUUUGCAACGUACUGGCUUAAUCGCUAAAAAAAUUGGAGUUUAUCCAUUAUGGUUGAAAAAUGGAAAAAAAGUUACCUCAACAUUACUUCAGGUGGUUGAUAAUGAAGUAGUAAAAUAUAUGCCACCAGAGAAAUUUUAUCCUGUUAGAAGCCGUAAACCUCCUCUGCAAAUAAAACACAGACGAGGAUGUCUUGUAGUAGGAGCGGAAAAUAUAGAUCCGCAAAAGAUUACUAAAGAAUAUUAUGGUAUUUUUAAUGAUACAGGAGUUAUGCCGAAACGUAUAUUAAAGAGAUUUAUAAUAUCUCCAGAAGCAGCAUUACAACCAGGAACUCCUUUAACUGUUGCGCAUUUUAAACCUGGAGAAGUCGUCGAUAUCCGCGCAAAAACAGUGGAUCGUGGAUUUCAAGGUGUCAUGAAACGAUGGGGUUUCAAAGGGAUGCCUGCCAGUCACGGUGUAACUAAAACGCAUAGAAGACCCGGAAAUAUUGGAUCAGGUGGUGCUAAAGCUCGAGUUAUGCCUGGCACUAAAUUGCCUGGACAUAUGGGUAAUAAGUGGCGAGUUCUAAAAGGUCAACAGAUUUUACGAAUAAAUACAAAGUAUAACGUGAUUUGGAUCAAAGGACAAAAUAUACCUGGAGAACUUAACACUUAUUGUCAUAUCUACGAUACAAUACUUCCUUUGAGAAAACACAAAACAGCGCCACAUUUCCCUACAUAUUUACCAAGUAUUGCUGAAGAGCUUCCGGAAGAACUAUAUGCGGAUGAAGUACACCCAUUUAUAGAUCCCACGAUAGAAUUUAAAGAAGAAUCUUAAUUGUGUAUAUAUCUGUACGAUGUUAAAUAAAAAAAUACAUAAAUUUCUUAUUUAA
Molecule: messenger RNA, 1303 nt
Organism: Nylanderia fulva
Lineage: Eukaryota; Metazoa; Arthropoda; Insecta; Hymenoptera; Formicidae
Gene: mRpL3
Product: mitochondrial ribosomal protein L3
Biological process (GO): translation
Cellular component (GO): mitochondrial large ribosomal subunit; ribosome
Molecular function (GO): structural constituent of ribosome
Source: RefSeq, a predicted model, not a curated record